Aethina tumida (small hive beetle) is the source of this 1854-nucleotide messenger RNA. RefSeq lists its product as uncharacterized. The transcript has 9 exons. The record is from RefSeq and is a predicted model, not a curated record. Lineage: Eukaryota; Metazoa; Arthropoda; Insecta; Coleoptera; Nitidulidae. The coding region runs from base 440 to 1309 and encodes 289 amino acids.
GAGAUCUGACAACCAAUUAUCGCACGUGCGUCCACGAUUUUCAGUUGAGAAUGUAACUUAGUUGCGAAGUAGAUUCUCCUUCAUGACGAUGAUCAUAAUCAUUUGAUUGGAGAUAGGAUUGAAUAGGAAACUUGCAUCAAUCGUAAUCCCAAGAAUCAAGAUUUGCAUCGUCAUGAGUAGAAAAGUGUACUGCAAUUAGAACCCAGUGAAACAAAUGUGAGACUAUCGCUCUUAUCCGUGUAAUGAAGACAUUAACGACCGCGGAAGAUCCUUUAAUUUUCUUUUUGUUCCACCCGGCCACAAUUAAAUUAAUUCCGUGCGUCGCAUAAAAAAACCACAAAAAAAAGGAGCCGGAUAUCCGGCUUUUCUGACAGUUCCUCUUUUUGUUUCGGCUUUCUUUUAAUUUUAUUUGUCGGAACAUGGAUUGAGCCAAGCGAAGAUGACAAUUUUACAUUCCUGCUGUUUUUGGAGAUCCGUUCGGAAAGGGAGCUACGUCUGUGGAUAUUAUACUGGGAUUUGGUAUCUGGUGACAUCGUUACAAGCAUCAAUACAAUUACAUGAGGAAAUUAAAUAUUUUGUGACAAACUUCAAUCUAAAACCGAGGACUUCUUUUAUUAACCACGAAAACACUACAACAACUACCAUUGUCUUUACUGCUCUAUUGUUGUUUACGUCAGUCAUCGGAUUCUUCACAUGUCUGAUUUUGUUAUACGGAAUAUAUAAGGAUCGCAAGAUUCUUUUAAUACCAUGGAUUACCGUCCUAAGCGGAUUUAUUUUAACUGACUUAAUCUUCAUAGCAUACAUCUUCUGGACCCACACACGAUCAAAUCCCAUUACCAGUAUUAUAAUUACUACGGACCUAUUUAUUAAUGCCCUAAAUAUAUAUGCCUUAUUAUGUGUGAUAUCCCAAUAUCAAGAAUUAAAAGCUGGACGAGGCAGAGCUUCCGAUGAUUUAAAUAAUAGGAUUCCAAAUAUUCAAUACAGCUCGCAACCAACAGCAACCAGUUACUUGAGCACGAGAAGACCAAUUCCUCAAGAUUAUAGACCGACGCCCACUCAAAGUCCUUCAGGUGAGAUCUCAGGUACUGCGCCAAGUUUAGCCAUAGAGGAACCGUCACCAGUACCGAAUCAUCGAGGACCUAGAAAAUCCGUAAAGUUUCCAGACAAUUCGGGUACAGGUCAGAAUGGUUCACAACUGUUAGACCCUUGGACCUUAGAUGUAAAGUCGCCUAUGCUUUUAUCAAAAGCUGGUGACACUGCGCCGCUAAUCGAAACCGUUUCAGACGGCCCUGUACAUACGGCUGUGUAAAUAGAUAAUUGUAAUUUUUUGUUUUGAAAAUGUGUACUCUAUUAUUUCUUCAGUUACUUACAAGCACAAUGGUUUAAAAAUAAUGUAAGUGAACCAAUACAUAAACUUAAAGUAAGUUUCGAAAUGUAAUUAUGGUGUAAAUUAAUGUUAUAUAAACCAGAUACACACCAUAAUGGACAAUUGAGACUUUUAUUUUGUACAUAUUCCAUGAUUUUGAAUUGCAUAAGAGUCAAAAUUUGUACGCCUUAAACGUAAGUGUAGCAAUUACAUAUAAACUAUAAAUUAUCUUUCUGACUACUUUUUUCAUACUUAAUAUCCUCAGUAUACUGCCGUAACACAUAUCUUCUAUAUGUAUUUUAAACAUUUUAAGUAUAUCUACAGAAACUAAUUAAUCAAAGUGUAAAAUUUUGACUCCUUCAAUGUCACCCUAUUCUUAGAUAGCCACAUAAUUAAAUUGUAAGAGAAAAUUGAUAUUUUGUACCAUAUUACAUAAAAUCUUCCUAUUUAUACUUUAUAAAUGUUUUAUACAAUUAAAAAUCGUAUAU